CUGGUUUUUUGGUCUCUAUCUUCAUUUCUCCCUUUUCAGUUUUUGGGUUUGAAAGUUUCAAUCCAUGGUCAAUUGAGAUGGUUCCAUGGCCAAGUAUUUAGUGAGCUUAGAUCGUCUCCACACCAUUUCAUUAAUACUCGUUAUCACACUUCUUCAUCAUCAACUCUCUCCGGCUUCUUGCCUUCUUCAUCAACAACCCCCGUCGUCUCUGGCUCCUCAGUUGUUAAUCGAAGACAAAACUCGGUUGGGUUCUACUCCACCGAGUUGCCACAACAAGUGCAACGAGUGCCAUCCUUGUACAGCUGUUCAAGUGCCUACGCUACCAAACCAUGACCGAGUCGAACUCGGACCAGGUGGAACGACAGGAACGAAGCCUAUGGAGCAAGAGUCGUCGUCAUCUCCAUCAACGGCAGCUGCAAAGUUCCCCAACUACAAACCUUUGGGUUGGAAAUGCAGCUGCGGAAAUCGCCUUUUCAACCCUUGAGAAUUGAGAAGGUAAAUUAAGUACUACUGAUUCACUGAAGAAGCUGCUUCAGUACUGGAAGA
Telopea speciosissima is the source of this 546-nucleotide messenger RNA. Its product is annotated as EPIDERMAL PATTERNING FACTOR-like protein 1. The coding region runs from base 86 to 484 and encodes 132 amino acids. Gene Ontology annotation, biological process: guard cell differentiation; stomatal complex development. The record is from RefSeq and is a predicted model, not a curated record. NCBI's taxonomy places the organism in Eukaryota, Viridiplantae, Streptophyta, Magnoliopsida, Proteales, Proteaceae. The transcript has 2 exons.